Phyllostomus discolor (pale spear-nosed bat) is the source of this 4388-nucleotide messenger RNA. RefSeq names its product NLR family CARD domain containing 3 (gene NLRC3). Gene Ontology annotation, cellular component: cytosol. Lineage: Eukaryota; Metazoa; Chordata; Mammalia; Chiroptera; Phyllostomidae. The record is from RefSeq and is a predicted model, not a curated record. Gene Ontology annotation, biological process: negative regulation of canonical NF-kappaB signal transduction. Gene Ontology annotation, molecular function: protein binding.
GAGAGAGGAAGGGAGAAAGAGAAACAACGUGAGAGAGAAUUGAUUGGUUGCCUCCCGUAUGCACCUGGACCUGGGAUUGCAGGCGGCCUGACCGAGGAUCAUACCUGACUGGACCAGGGAUCAUUAGCACCUGGACUGGGGACUGAACCCACAACCUAGACCCCUGGAGGAGGGAUGGCCAACCCCCAACCCUUGACUUCCUAAGGCCCUUCUGAAGGAGCUGUGGUGGGAGGACCUUGGGCCAGACAUCCUGCCCACUGCAGGUUACAAAUGAGGACACAACGGCACAUGAAGCUCAGGUGGCCUGCCCAGUGUCACACAACCACUCCUGGCAGCAAUCCUGGACUCCAUGAGGAAGCAGGAGGUGCAGAUGGGCGGGGAAGCUGGCCAGGGCCUUGGUGCUGGCUCCCCAGCUGAGCAGGUGAAAGCCCUUGUGGACCUGCUGGCCGGGAAGGGCUCCCAGGGCUCCCAGGCCCCACAGACCCCUGAGAGGACACCUGACCACACACAGGGAACUCAUGGCAAUGACUCAAGGAUACAGAGACACCGAGAGGCCCUUCUUAGCAGGGCAGGAGGCAGCCUGGAGCUGGGUGGACACUCACCCAGGCUGACCAACCUCCUGCUGGUGGAGGGCCUGAUGGACUUGCAGCUGAGGGAACAUGACUUCACCCAGGUGGAGGCCACGCGUGGGAGCUGGCGCUCCGCCAGGACCAUCGCCCUGAACAGGCUCUUCCUGCCUCUGUCGCGGGUGUCCAUCCCACCCCGCAUCUCCAUCACCAUUGGGGUGGCUGGUGUGGGCAAGACCACCCUGGUAAGGGAUUUUGUCUACCUCUGGGCCCGGGGACAGGUUGGAAAGGACUUCUCACUAGUGCUGCCUUUGACAUUCCGGGAUCUCAACACCCAUGAAAAGCUGUCUGCAGACAGACUCAUCCGCUCCUCCUUUCCACAAGUCGGGGAUUCUGGCCUGGAAGUGGCAGCCCUGGCCAAAGUCCUCCUCAUCCUGGACGGCCUGGAUGAGUGUAAGACUCCUCUGGACUUCUCCAACACCUUGGCCUGCACUGACCCCAAGAAGGACAUACAAGUAGACCACCUGAUCACCAACAUCAUCCGGGGAAACCUCUUCCCAGAAGUUUCUGUCUGGGUCACCUCCCGUCCCAGCGCUGCUGGCCAGAUCCCAGGGGGCCUGGUGGACCGGAUGACUGAGAUCCGGGGCUUUAACAAAGAGGAGAUCAGAGUGUGUUUGGAGCAGAUGUUCCCUGAGGACCAGGUCCUCUUGGACUGGGUCCUGAGCCAGGUGUGGGCCAACAGGGCCCUGUACCUGAUGUGCACCGUUCCAGCCUUCUGCCGACUUGCAGGGUUAGUACUGGGCCACUUGUGCCGCCGUAGGCGGGGGCCCCAGGACACAGAACUGUGGCCUCCAAGAACGCUGUGUGAGCUCUACUCUUGGUACUUCAGGAUGGCCCUCAACGGGGAGGGGCAGGAGAAGGGCAUGAGCCCUCGCAUUGAGCAGCUGGCCCACAGCGGCCGUAAGAUGGUGGGGACGCUGGGCCGGCUGGCCUUCCAUGGGCUUGUCAAGAAGAAGUACGUGUUCUACGAGCCAGACCUGAAGGCAUUUGGAGUGGACCUUGCUCUGCUGCAGAGCACUCUGUGCAGCUGCUUUCUGCAGCGGGAGGAGACCCUGGCCUCCUCAGCAGCCUACUGCUUCACCCACUUGUCCCUGCAGGAGUUUGUGGGGGCCGCGUAUUACUACAGUGCAUCCAAGAGGGCCAUCUUCGACCUCUUUACCGAGGGUGGUGUGUCCUGGCCUCGGCUGGGGUUCCUCACACAUUUCAGGAGUGCAGCCCAGCGGGCCAUGCAGGCUGAGGAUGGACGACUGGAUGUGUUCCUUCGCUUCCUCUCCGGCCUCUUGUCUCCCAGAGUCAAUGCCCUUUUGGCUGGCUCCCUGCUGGCCCCAGGCGAGCACCAGAGCUCCCGGUUGCAGGUGGCCCAGAUUCUGCAGGACUGCCUACACCCCAACAUGGUAGUCUGUGCCCAGGCAGUCAAUGUCCUGCACUGCCUGCAUGAGCUGCAGCACACAGAGCUGGCCCGCAGUGUGGAGGAGGCUAUGGAGACCGGGAGCCUGGCCAGGCUGACUGGCCCCCAACACCGAGCCGCCCUGGCCUACCUUCUGCAGGUUUCAGAUGCCUGCGCCCAGGAGGCCAACCUGUCCCUGUGCCUCAGCCAGGGUGUCCUCCAGAGCCUGUUGCCCCAGCUGCUCUACUGCCAGAGCCUGAGGCUGGACACCAACCAGUUCCAGGACCCUGUGAUGGAGCUGCUGGGCAGCGUGUUGAGUGGAAAUGACUGUCGCAUUCAGAAGAUCAGCUUGGCUGAGAACCAGAUCAGUAACAAAGGGGCCAAAGCUCUGGCCAGAUCCCUUCUCGUCAACAGAAGUCUGACUACUCUAGACCUCCGUAGUAACACCAUUGGACCUCAAGGGGCCAAGGCACUGGCCGAUGCUCUGAAGAUUAACCGCACUCUGGUCUUUCUAAGCCUUCAGAGCAACACGAUCAAGGAUGAUGGUGCCAGGUCCAUGGCUGAGGCCCUGGCAGCCAACAGGACCCUCUCCGUGAUACACCUGCAGAAGAACACCAUUGGGCCAGUGGGAGCCCAGAAGAUGGCAGAUGCUUUGAAGCAGAACAGGAGUCUGAAGGAGCUCAUGUUCUCCAGUAACGGCAUUGGUAAUAAAGGUGCCAAGGCCCUGGCUGAAGCCCUGAAGGUGAACCAGGUCCUGGAGAGCCUGGACCUGCAGAGCAAUUCCAUCAGUGACGCAGGAGUGGCAGCGCUGAUGGGGGCCCUCUGCACCAACCAAACCCUCCUCAGCCUCAACCUGCGAGAAAACUCCAUCAGCCCAAAGGGAGCCCAGGAUCUGGCUCAAGCACUCUGCACCAACAGCACCCUGAAGAACCUGGACCUGACAGCCAACCUCCUUCACGACGAGGGUGCCCAGGCCAUCGCAGUGGCAGUGAAAGAAAACCACACCCUCAUGUCCCUUCACCUGCAGUGGAACUUCAUCCAGGCCAGCGCCGCCAAGGCCCUGGGACAAGCACUACAGUUCAACAGGAGCCUGAUCAGCCUUGAUUUACAGGAGAAUGCCAUUGGGGAUGAAGGCGCCUGCGCAGUGGCCGGUGCACUGAAGGCAAACACGACCCUCACUGCUCUCUAUCUCCAGGUGGCUUCCAUUGGUGCGCUGGGGGCCCAGGCACUGGGGGAGGCCCUAGCUGUGAACAGAACCUUGGAGAUUCUUGACUUAAGAGGAAAUGCCAUUGGGGUGGCUGGAGCUAAAGCCCUGGCAAAUGCUCUGAAGGUCAACUCAAGCCUCCGAAGACUCAAUCUUCAAGAGAAUUCUUUGGGGAUGGACGGGGCGAUAUGCAUUGCCACCGCACUGUCAGGAAACCACGGGAUCCAGCACAUCAAUCUCCAGGGCAAUCGCAUUGGGGAAUCCGGUGCCAGGAUGAUCUCAGAGACUAUCAAGACAAAUGCUCCCUUGUGCACUGUUGAAAUGUGAGCACAGCAAAUUCCUGGUGGACCGGGCAGGAUGGGCAGACACAGCUGGAAGCCUUCAAACAAAAUGACCACUUUCCAGGGUGAUUUCCUGUGAUCUGGGAAUGACACUGACCCACAUGCAAGCUGGUAUCCUACAAAGAGGCAGGAAAGAUGCUGCCAAAGGAGGUCACAAGCACUGACCUCUCCUGGUCCAGGGUCAGUCUAGGCAGGAGUGCAAUGGACACUGGCAUGGCACACAGAGGAAAGGGUCUUCCCCCAAGGGACCCAGGACUUACACCUUAAAGCUCAGCAGGUAAGAAGCUGGUCUGAGCUUAUUCAUACCUUGAGAUCUUCAUAUGGCCCCAACUUUUUAAUUAUUACUGCCUUUUCCCACUCACCUGAUUAAAAUCAUCCCCCUCCCUCUGAAAUGAGUUGCCAUAUUCCUGCCCAUUGGCACUGGUAACAGAGAGGACCUCUCUUUUCUGAAGAACAUUCUAGGACUAUGAUCCUCAGAGAUAUAUGGAAAAAUAUAGGAAUAUUUUGAAGAGAAAUAAAAGCUUUAAUCAUAGAAUUCUGGAGACAGAGACAGAGACAAAAAAAAAAACUUUCUCAAGGAUUUUGCCAUUUUUUACCCAUUACAAAAUCUCUCACAGGCAUGGAGUCUGGCACACUGGUUAUCAAUAGCAUGCUAAAUGUUGAUGCCUUAAUAGUGUUAUUCUGCAUUGGGCUUCCAAACCACUACUCUGCUCCAGCUUCACUCUGAAGGCAAGCUGAACUUCCAUGUGGCAUAAAUUCUCUCAGAUGUCUGUGUUGAAAAGGGAAAGAUCCCAAAUGGAAACUACAGUUCUCAUCAACUUAAAAAAAAA